Molecule: messenger RNA, 1548 nt
Organism: Trematosphaeria pertusa
Lineage: Eukaryota; Fungi; Ascomycota; Dothideomycetes; Pleosporales; Trematosphaeriaceae
Product: DHS-like NAD/FAD-binding domain-containing protein
Exons: 2
Coding region: 311-1468 (385 amino acids)
Molecular function (GO): NAD+ binding
Source: RefSeq, a predicted model, not a curated record
CGCCGCCCGUCACACAAGAUCUCACCCACAGGAAAAAAAAAAAGCCGCUCGGCUACCAUGCCUCCAACGCGGCUUAGCAGCGCCCACCCCACCUAAGCCUCCCGUUCGCGCUAAUACGCCUUCUAUGACGCUAACCCAUCUACCACCACAAACCCACAUCAUCCAUCGCUCACACACACGCUUGACUCCGCCCCUCUCACACCGUCCCUCAUUCCCAUCGUCGCGGAUCCAAAAACCUGCCUUGCCUGCUUUUGCUUUGCUGUGCAUAUGUGGGGGACAGCACAAUGAGUAGCGCAAGCCUGCACAAGCAAUGCCCUCUCCCCGUCCCUCGACCCUCCUGCGCGUCCCCUACACAGACCCCCUGCCCGCGCCCAAGAUAAUCCCUGCGAGCGCGGGCACCGCCUCCGGCGCCAUCGCGGCGCUCGUCGACUUCCUCUCCCCCGCCGCCAGCAACAGCACCUCCAAGGCGAGAUCCUCACUCCGGGCGGCCCGCAGCAGGCACAAUAAUGGCAAAACGCUGCUGCUCACCGGCGCGGGCAUAUCGGUGGCUUCGGGGCUUGCGGACUAUAGGGGCACGAAUGGGACGUAUACGCUGAAUAGGAGCUAUAGACCGAUUUACUAUAACGAGUUCUGCGCGAGCCAUGAGGCGCGGAAGAGGUACUGGGCAAGGAGCUUCCUGGGGUGGACGAAUCUCGAGCGCGCGAGGCCGAAUAAGGGACACGAGGCUGUUGGGAAACUGGGGGAGCUUGGGAUCGUGGGGAGUGUGAUUACGCAGAACGUAGACUCCUUCCACCCGCUCUCGCACCCACACCUCCCCACCCUCGAGCUCCACGGCUAUCUCCGCAGCCUCGUCUGCCUGACCUGCCGCACGCCGUACCCACGACGCGCCUUCCAAACGCAGCUCUCGCACCUCAACCCCGCCUGGACCGCCUUCCUGCACGAAAUGCUCGCCGCGGGCGCGCUCGACACGGAGAACCCGUCGGAGCGGAAGAAGCGCGGCCUGAAGACCAACCCCGACGGCGACGUCGAUAUCCCGGACGCGCCGUAUACCACGUUCCGAUACCCCGCGUGCCCCGUGUGUCUGGAGCGGGGGCGCGAGAGGGUAGAAGUGGACAAGGAUGGCGCGUGGAUAGAGGGCGCCGGCGUGUUGAAGCCGGCUGUGGUUAUGUUCGGAGAGUCGAUACCGGGAGAUGUGAAGAUCGCCGCGGAGCAGGCCGUGGACUCUGCGGCUCGGAUUCUCGUCGUGGGGAGCAGCUUAGCUACCUAUUCAGCGUGGCGGUUAGUGAAGAGGGCGAAGGAGAAUCAGGUGCCGAUUGGGGUACUCAAUAUCGGCGGCUGCAGGGGCGAGGAAUCUUUCUUCGCUGACAUACCCGAGGGGAAUACGGGCAGAGAAGCGGUGCGUUGUAGUGAGAGCGCGGAUAAGAUCUUGCCGCAGGUUGUGACGAUAUUAGCAGGGAUGCAGAGGUAGCCUCGCCUUUGUGACAGCAAAUGUACAAGUACUAGAUCUAUAUCAACACAGACUAAGCACGUACUGAGAUGAGCGAUCCG